ACACUCGUUGAAAAUGACCGCUCCCCCACCAUCCCACACCCCAAAGCAUGAGCAUCUUCUCGUUCCUCUACCUUCUCCUCUCGGCCGUAUCUCUCGCAGAUGCAGCGGGAUGGGUAGGAGUUAAUUAUGGCCGACUUGCCGACGACCUACCCUCGCCCCCCAAAGUAGUCGAGCUCUUAAAAAACCAAGGAAUCAGAGGAGUAAAAAUAUUCGACACCGAUCCCACCGUCCUCACCGCCCUCGCUAAGACUGGCAUAUCCGUCAUUGUAUGCGUCCCGAACCAGCUCCUUUCCUCCGCUGCCGCCAGCCAGUCCUUCACCGACCAGUGGGUCCAGGCGAACAUAACCAAGUUCCACCCGGCCACAAAAAUUGAAGCCAUUGCCGUCGGAAAUGAAGUCUUCGUCGACCCCACCAACAUCACCAAGUUCCUCGUCCCAGCAAUGAAGAACAUCUACGCUUCCCUUCAGAAGUACAAACUCGGUGACUCCAUCAAAGUAUCCUCCCCAAUUGCUUUCAGUGCUCUCGCAUCUUCCUACCCAACUUCAUCUGGUUCCUUCAAACAGGAUCUCGUUGACUCUGUCAUGAAGCCCAUGCUGGAAUUCUUCCGCCAGACCAAAUCCUACCUCAUGGUUAACAUCUACCCCUUCUUCGCCUAUUCCGCUAACUCCGACAAGAUCUCCCUCAACUACACUCUCUUCCAAGACAAUCCUGGCGUCUUGGAUUCCGGCAGUGGCUUAAAAUACUAUAGCCUUUUCGAGGCUCAAGUUGACGCUGUUUAUGCGGCUAUGAAAGCGCUCAAAUACGACGACAUUCAGUUGGUCGUUACGGAGACCGGGUGGCCGUCGAAAGGAGAUGAUGGGGAACUUGGAGCGAGUGUGGAGAAUGCAGCAUCGUAUAAUGGAAAUUUGGUGCGUAGAGUUCUAAGGGGAGGUGGGACACCUAUGAAACCAAAGGACCCAAUUAAUAUCUAUUUGUUUGCACUAUUUAACGAGUACCAGAAACCAGGUCCAACAUCGGAAAGGAACUAUGGCCUGUUCUACCCUAACGAACAGAGGGUCUACAAUAUUCCACUCACAAUUAACCAACUUAAGACUGGAGGCAACAACCAAAUCACUGGGACGCCGCCAACAAUUGGAACACCACCGCCUGGUAGUGUGACACCUUCACCCCCGGGUCAAACGUGGUGUGUGGCCAUUGAAAACGCUGGGGAGGAUAAGCUCAAGUCAGCGAUGGAGUAUGCAUGUGGGGAGGGAGGUGCCGAUUGCGGUCCAAUCCAGCCAGGUUCCACGUGCUAUAAUCCUAAUACUCUUGAGGCCCACGCUUCUUAUGCUUUUAAUAGCUUUUACCAGAGGAAGGGUCGUGAACAUGCAGCUUGCGAUUUCAAUGGAGCAGCUUAUGUCGUUGAUGAACCUCCCCAGUUUGGAGACUGUAUAUUCCCAACGGGGCCCAACAGUGGGACGCCGCCGAGCAGUGGGACGCCGCCCAGCAGUGGGACGCCGCCCAGCAGUGGGACGCCGCCCAACAGUGGGACGCCAUCGUCCCAGGUUCAAUCGUGGUGUGUAGCUAACGAGAAUGCUGGUGCAGAUAAGCUCCAAGCAGGGCUACAAUAUGCGUGUGGGGUGGGAGGUGCCGAUUGUGGUCCGAUCCAACCUGGUUCUAACUGCUUUAGCCCUAAUACACUUGAGGCCCAUGCUUCGUACGCUUUCAACAGCUAUUACCAGAAAAAAGCUCGUGCAGCUGGGUCCUGUGAUUUCGAUGGAGCUGCGUACAUCGUUAAUCAACCUCCUCAGUAUGGAGAAUGCGUUUACCCUACGGGUUAAUGAGUUCGUGUGACAAAGAAAUUGGUCGCAUUUUAUUUUCAUUUACGUAUAUAUUUGAAUGUAAUAGUUAAAUU
This is a messenger RNA of Momordica charantia (bitter melon), 1894 nucleotides long. NCBI's taxonomy places the organism in Eukaryota, Viridiplantae, Streptophyta, Magnoliopsida, Cucurbitales, Cucurbitaceae. The record is from RefSeq and is a predicted model, not a curated record.